This is a messenger RNA of Hemiscyllium ocellatum (epaulette shark), 1784 nucleotides long. RefSeq names its product chromobox homolog 2 (Drosophila Pc class) (gene cbx2). Gene Ontology annotation, cellular component: heterochromatin; PRC1 complex. The record is from RefSeq and is a predicted model, not a curated record. Gene Ontology annotation, biological process: negative regulation of transcription by RNA polymerase II. Lineage: Eukaryota; Metazoa; Chordata; Chondrichthyes; Orectolobiformes; Hemiscylliidae. Bases 30 to 1733 code for a protein of 567 amino acids. The transcript is spliced from 5 exons.
GCGAGCACAAAGUGGAGCAGCUCGCGGGGAUGGAGGAGCUGAGCGCUGUGGGAGAGCAAGUUUUCGCAGCGGAAUGUAUUCUGAGGAAAAGGCUGAGGAAGGGGAAGCUGGAGUACUUGGUGAAGUGGAGAGGAUGGUCUUCCAAACAUAAUAGCUGGGAGCCAGAAGAAAAUAUUCUUGAUCCCCGGCUCCUGCUAGCUUUUCAAAGAAGCCAACAAGAGAGAGAACUGCAGAAUCGGAAACGAGGCAAGAGGCCUAGGGGCAGACCAAGAAAACAUGUGGAACAAGAAGCUCCCCUUUCUUCAAAAUCAAGUAGCUCUUCUGAAGAGGAUGAGGAUGAGGAUGAUGAGGAAGAGGAGGAGGACGAAGAGGAAAGUGAUGAUCAGGCACAGGCCACACUUCGGAGCAAUGAACGGCGAGAAGAACCUGAACGUAACCCUCAAAAACGAAUCCAAACAGAAAUCUGCCAAACUAAAACAGAUCUGAAGGACACUGGCAAAAAGAAACGGACCAGCAAAGUAAUUUGCACUGAACUUCGGAAGAACAUAAAAAUUAAACCAGGAAAGACUUUGAAAACAUCUGGAAAUGAUACAAGUGGUGACUCUGGAACAGAUGAAUCGUCAAAAGAGAAACUAGAAAAAACGGAGGGACUUUUGAGUGAGAAUAACAAUGUCUCAGAAAAGAGCACUUUGGAAUCUGUAUCUAGUGGGGUGUUGAAUCAGAGCAUUUUUAAUUCUGCAAAAUCCAGUAAUCCCAGGGCAGCCUUGCAAGCAGCAAACCGUACAGGAGCAGGCCAGCAUUCAUCGAGCGUACAUUCUGUCAGCACAAUGACACUGAAUAAGACUGCUUCUGAAAUGCAGCCUGGGAAUACAACACUGAUAAAUCCACAAGGAAUGAAUGAGAAAAAUAAGAUUGGUUUAAUUAAGAAUCCAGGAAAUGCUAAAAAUGCAGAGUUGUGCAAAUCAGAUUGUGACUCAAAGGGCUUGAACAUUUCUGGACCAUUGAAGUCCAAUUCUGGUGUUUGUAAUUCAUCUAAUUCAGGAUCAAAUUCCCAGAGUGCAAAUGGUCAAUGUACUGGUACCCUUGGAUGGAAUUUACCAACCCCAAACUCUCAGAACACUAAUUCAGGAUUAAAUUCACAUGUCUUAAAUCUACAAAGUACCAACAAAACAGGACUGAGUUCAAAAAGUGGAACUAGUCCAUCGGGUUUGACUUCAAAAAACAUCAGUAGUUUGUCAUUUGUGAUCUCUAGAAGUGUUGGAACUGCAGGACUGUGUUCAACUGAAUUGAACACUCAUGUUUCUAAUAAAGUAUUAAAUUCACAGGCUGGCAAUAGUCAGGCAUUGUGUGAGAGCAGUGGAAAGGAUAGCAUUGAGAAGGAGAAUCAGAUUAAAGCAGAUAAGGAGACUACAAACACUGCAAUUCAUCAUUCUGACAACCAAAUUCAUGAUAUUGACAAAAAGGAUGUUUCAUCUGAGAUAUCUAAACAAAACAGCAACAUGCCAACAGAGCUGAGCACAGGUGAGGAGACGAUGAGUUCGGAUUCUGAUCAUGACUCUUCAUUUUCGAGCAUUCCAAACCCAUCCAUUUCAGUACAGACAAACCAAGACUGGAAACCCACUCGCAGUCUGAUCGAGCAUGUGUUUGUCACUGAUGUAACCGCCAACUUGGUCACAGUAACAGUGAAGGAGAGUCCAACUAGUGUUGGCUUUUUCAACAUUCGACAUUAUUAGAGUCAUUAGCUGAUUGAUCUUCCUUUACAAAUCAGUUUUGACUUUGGCCUU